AUGUCGGCCAAUCUGCGAGCGCAGCACGAUGCGCUGCUCAAGUCCUUUUCCAGCUCGGCAGACCUCACGACGAUCCGCAGCCAACUCACCAAGCUCAAGAUCGCCCUCACAGAGGCCGGUCUCCUCGUCCCCUCACCCGAAGCAAAGCCACAGGACCUUGCCCUCGCGCGCGACGUCCUCGAGGUAGGCGCCUUUUGCAGCAUCCGCGCAAAGGACGUCGAGAGCUUUGACCGGUACAUGAACCUCUUGCGCGCCUUCUACAACGACUAUGCGUCCGUGCUGCCCGCCUCGCAAAACCACCAGCCCCUGCUCGGCCUCUCGCUCCUCCGCCUGCUCUCGUCCAACGAGAUUGCCUCGUUCCACACCGCCCUCGAGACGCUGCCGCCGGACCUGGUCCGCGACAGCCCUUACCUUCAGCACCCCGUCAACCUCGAGCGCUGGCUCAUGGAGGGCUCCUACUCCAAGGUGUGGAGGGCGAGACAGCAGGCGCCGCGCGAAGAGUACAGCUUCUUUGUCGACCGCCUCAUGGGCACCAUUCGACACGAGAUCGCAUCGUGCGAGGAAAAGGCCUACGACAGCCUACCUCUCAGCGACGCCGCGACGCUCCUCUUCUUUGACAACCUCCAGGAAGUCCUCAGCUUCGCCAAUGAGCGAGGAUGGCAGGUCAACCCUUCCACCCAGGUCGUCCACUUUUCCAACGCCUCGUCGGCCAGCACCCACACGAUUCCCAAAAAGGCCACCAUCUCGACCAACCUCCAGUUUGCAAAGGAGCUCGAGAGCAUCGUCUAG
Pseudozyma flocculosa PF-1 is the source of this 789-nucleotide messenger RNA. RefSeq lists its product as uncharacterized. Bases 1 to 789 code for a protein of 262 amino acids. The transcript has 4 exons. Gene Ontology annotation, biological process: proteasome-mediated ubiquitin-dependent protein catabolic process. Gene Ontology annotation, cellular component: nucleus; cytosol; proteasome regulatory particle. NCBI's taxonomy places the organism in Eukaryota, Fungi, Basidiomycota, Ustilaginomycetes, Ustilaginales, Ustilaginaceae. The record is from RefSeq and is a predicted model, not a curated record.